Pollicipes pollicipes is the source of this 2392-nucleotide messenger RNA. Its product is annotated as general transcription factor 3C polypeptide 3. Gene Ontology annotation, molecular function: protein binding. Gene Ontology annotation, biological process: transcription by RNA polymerase III. Lineage: Eukaryota; Metazoa; Arthropoda; Thecostraca; Pollicipedomorpha; Pollicipedidae. Gene Ontology annotation, cellular component: transcription factor TFIIIC complex. Bases 48 to 2189 code for a protein of 713 amino acids. The transcript is spliced from 12 exons. The record is from RefSeq and is a predicted model, not a curated record.
GGAGGAAGCUGCUCCGGCGCCGCACACUGCCGGCCGUGCUGCAGGGCAUGAUGGGCGAGGCAAACCUUCGGUACGCUCGAGGAGACACAGAAGUCGCUGAAACCAUCUGCAAAGAAAUCAUCCGCCAAUCCCCGCUGGCGCCGGAGCCUUUCCAGACCAUGGCCAUGAUGCUGGAGGAGCGUGGCGAGCACGACCGCUCGCUGCAGUACAGUCUGAUCGCCGCUCAUCUCGCCAAGCCCGACCUGGACGAGUGGCUGCGGCUGGCGCGCAUCUCCGAGCAGAAGAAAAACCACAAACAGGCCAUCACUUGCUACACGCAAGCUCUGAAGGCGGCACCCACUCGCCUGGAUCUGCACCUGAAGCGGGUAGACCUGAUGAAAUCGAUUAACAGGAAUUCCAGGAUCAACGUCACUUUCCUGAAACGUGCCGUUACCAUAAUGUGUGACGUGUCUGCUGGUGAUGCGUUCCGGGCGAUGAAGGAGCUCCACCAUCUCCUCAUGCACCUGGACAUGAUGGAGGACGCCAAAGAGUACUGGACUAAGGUGUUUGACAAGCACGGGGAUAAGUCCAGCUGGGAAGACACGCACCUGUACCUGGAGCUGCUGCUGACCACGGGCGCGCCGGCCGAGUGCAUCGCGGCACUGGUGCGCCUGUGCGGUGUGCGCACCGAGCCGCCGCUGGACGCCGCCCCGGACCUGGCCUCCGCCCUGGCCCAGCUGACCGACGUCACCGUGCCCGACGGCGUGCCGCUCGACAUCAAGUACAAGCUGCUGGUGGCGCUGGUCAACCUGCAGCACGUCAAGCUGGCGUCCAAGAACCUGAUCCCGAGCUUGAAGUCUUGCGACCCGGAGACCUACGGAGACAUUUACCUGGACGUGGCCGAAGCUCUGAUGCAGCUGAAGCACUACGACGAAGCGCUAUCGCUUCUCACCAUCCUCACUAAGUCGGAGAACUACUGUCUGGCGGGCGUGUGGCUGCGCGUGGGUGAGUGUCUGAACGAGUCGGGUCGGCUGGAAGAGGCGGUCGAGGCGUACCAGCAGGUGAUGCAGCGCGCGCCAAACCACAGCGAGGGCCGCCUGGUACUGUCCGCCAUCCUGCACCAGCUGGGCCGGCCGGAGGAGGCCAUCAGCGCUCUGUCGCAGGAGGUGGAGCAGGAGGUGCUGGACUCGAACCUGUUGCUGGAGAAGUCUGCCCUGCUGGAACAGGAGGGCCGUAUCGAGGAGUUCAUCGACACCGUGCGGACGCUGCUCUCUCAGCACUGUCCUAUCAUCCGGGACCGGGACGAGGCCAAGUCCAUGCUGGUGGGGUUCAAGGUGCGCGAGAACACGCUCAAACAACUGCGCAAGAUGAGGCCGGACACUUACGAGGGCACGGGCCCGGCGUUCGUGGACCGGCCUACCGAGCUGGACCGACACUGGCAGCUGCUCGGCAAGGCGCUGGUCUACCUGGAGGAGCGGCACCGCUUCGCCGACUGCGUCGACCUCAUCAUGCGCGCUAAGGGGAGCCGCGAGUUUGGCCAGCGCGCUGACAUCAGCAAGGACCUGGACACCAUGUGCGCCAUCGCCUGCUUCCGCGCCGCCGACUACGAGAUCGGCUUCCCGGUGGUGCGGAAGAUGCUGCUGGCCGAGCCGGAGGUGCAGUCGCUUUGGAACUUGCUUAACCUGGUGACGAUGCGCGCCGAGGACAUCCGACACGCCCGGUUCCUGAUGCGCCUGACGCACCGGCUGCCUGAGCUGGUGGCGCUCAGUCUGCUCAACGGCCAUAACUGCCUCAUGUCGGGCACGUACAAGUACGCGCUGGUCGAGUAUGUGUCGGCCUACAAGCUGGAGCCAAGAGACCCGCUGAUCGCGCUGCUCGUCGGCGUCACUUUCAUCCAUCUGGCGGCGCAGAAGUUCACCAUCCGCAAGCACAGCCUGGUGGUGCAGGCGCAGGCGUUCCUCGGCCAGUACGUCACCCUGCGUGGCGAGACGCAGGAGAGCUUCUACAACAUGGGCCGUGGCAUGCACGAGCUGGGCCUGCUGCCCAACGCCGUGCACUACUACCAGCGGGCGCUGAAGCUGGAGCCGCAGGGCGGCGACGCCUCGCUCGACUUGCGGCGGGAGAUUGCCUUCAACCUGGCGCUCAUCUACCGGGCCAGCGGCAACACGACGCUGGCGCGCCAGCUGACACACCGCUACUGCGUCAUCUGAGCUGCAGCGCGGCUGUCGGCGCCCGCGGCCAGCGUUGGUGAUCCCGAGGUGGGACUGUGGGAUCGUGGGAUACGGGACUGUCGUCGGUCGACGCAGACUGCGGGACCAGGCCCGCUCUGCCAAACCCAUCACUUAUUCGUGUGUGUUAGUGUUUCUAUCAAACAUCCCCAUGUUCAUCGUAAUGUAUUGUCAUGCAUACAAUA